AUAUGAUCACACCCUAAAGAUAACCUUAUAAUUAAAGAUAUUUAUUGUUUGAACUUACGUUAUUUUAGAUAAUAUAUAUAUAUAUUUCUAGUACUAAAAAACUAUGGUUUUAAAAAUUGUGUAUAACCAAAUGAAUUUAGUGAGAGGGCUAUCUCAAAUAUCCAAUAAAAGCAAAUGGAAAAGUGUUGUAGGUCUAGAAGUUCAUGCCCAAAUAAAUUCAGCGAGCAAAUUAUUUUCUGGAGCCUCUACACAAUUUUCAUCACCUGUGAAUACAAAUGUUUCCUUAUUCGAUUGCUCCACUCCGGGGACAUUGCCGGUAUUAAAUAAAAGAAGCGUUGAAGCUGGUGUUUUAACAGCAUUAAGUUUAAAUUGUAAAGUAAAUCCUGUUUCUCAUUUUGAUAGAAAACACUAUUUUUACGCUGAUUUACCUAGUGGUUAUCAGAUAACACAACAAAGGGCACCUUUGGCAGUGGGAGGAUAUUUAGAAUUUCAAGUAUUCACACCGGGUAUUCAUAAAGUUCCUUAUACCACUAAAGUUAAAAUUAAACAAUUACAACUUGAACAAGAUAGUGGAAAAAGUUUACAUGAUGAAAAUAAAAGCUUUGUGGAUUUAAAUCGAGCAGGAGUUUCUCUUAUGGAAUUAGUUUUUGAUCCAGAUUUGAAAGAUGGAGAAGAAGCAGCUGCUCUAGUUAAAGAACUCAUUUCCAUUUUACAAAGGAUACAAACAUGCACUUGUAAAAUGGAAGAAGGAGCAUUGAGAGUUGAUGCCAAUGUGUCUAUCCACCAAGAAUCAGAACCUCUAGGAGUAAGAACUGAAAUCAAGAAUAUAGGUUCUGUGAGAGGGGUAGCUGGAGCAGUUUCAUAUGAAAUUCGUAGACAGAUAAAGUUGAAGGAAGCUGGACAAACUAUCACAAAUGAAACAAGAGCGUGGGACGCUAGCUCCAAAACUACAGUUGCAAUGAGAGAUAAAGAAGUUGAACAGGAUUAUAGGUACAUGCCAGAGCCUAAUUUACCUCCUCUUCAUAUUGCUAUGGGUCCAAUCCAACUUGGAAGUGUUAAUGCGGAUGAAUUGAAAAAGUGUAUACCUGAACUUCCAGAGGAAACAAGACAGAGAUUAAGAAAAGAAAAUGGUCUAACAUUGGAACAGUCCAUUAUAUUAGUUAAUGACAGUCCAUUAUUGAAAGUAUUUGAGGAAAUUUCAGCCAAAAAAGUUAGUGCAAAAUUGGCAGCCAAUUUUUUAAUUAAUGACGUUAACACUAUGCUGAACAAGAAAGACAUGGAUUCCAAAGAAAUUAUUAAUCCUGGGCACAUUGGAGAAAUAUUGGAAUUACUAGAAAGAGAAGAUAUUAAUCGAAAUACUGCUAGGAUUUUGCUGGAGAAUGUGCUGUCUGGUAAUGACCAAAAUCCAAAUCAGAUUGUUAAAGAAAAAGACUUGUUACAAAUAAGUGAUGAAACGGAAUUGAAAAAUAUUUGCAUUCAGGUUAUAGAAGAAAAUAAAAAAGCAGUUCGUGAUUAUAAAGCGGGUAAAACAAAAGCUUUUAAGGCUUUACUAGGAGCUGUAGUUUCAAAAAGUAAAAGUAGAGCCAACAUGAAGAAAAUUAUUGUUAUUUUAAAGGAUCUACUGGAAAAUUGAUUGUUGUUAAAUUUUUUUUAUAAAUAAAUGUUUGAGAAGUGUA
This is a messenger RNA of Diorhabda sublineata, 1676 nucleotides long. RefSeq names its product glutamyl-tRNA(Gln) amidotransferase subunit B, mitochondrial (gene GatB). Gene Ontology annotation, biological process: mitochondrial translation; glutaminyl-tRNAGln biosynthesis via transamidation. The coding region runs from base 104 to 1633 and encodes 509 amino acids. Lineage: Eukaryota; Metazoa; Arthropoda; Insecta; Coleoptera; Chrysomelidae. The transcript is spliced from 8 exons. The record is from RefSeq and is a predicted model, not a curated record. Gene Ontology annotation, molecular function: glutaminyl-tRNA synthase (glutamine-hydrolyzing) activity.